AUUUGUUUUCACAUCGAUCUGUUCUAUCGACGAAUCUGUGUACAUUGUCAGAGUGUCAAAGGAAAUGUUUUUGUUGAACACAAAUUUCAAUUAAUUUUCGAACGUACAGCUUGCAAUAAGAUCCACAAUGCACGGACGUUUAAAGGUUCGAACCAGUGAAGAGGAGGCGGCUCGAAAGAAAAAGGAGCAAGAGCUCAAAGUCAAAGCGUAUCGCCAAGGGAUGUUUAAAAUCAAAGAGAAACGGCUGCUAGACGAGUAUGACGACGAAUUGAUGCAAAUUCUGACGGCAAUUUUGUCCAAAAAUCCCGACAUAUUCACACUGUGGAACAUUCGUCGCGAAUGCAUUCAGCUGAUGGGCGACAAGGGACCGGAACUGUUUGAGAAAGAAUUGAAUUUGACGGAAAGCUGUUUGCUGGUCAAUCCGAAAUCGUAUUGUGCCUGGCAUCAUCGAUGUUGGGUGUUGGAACAUUCGCCCGAGCCGAAUUGGCAGCGAGAAGUCGAUGUCUGCACAAAGUAUCUGAAAAUGGACGAGAGGAAUUUUCAUGUGUGGGAUUAUCGACGUUAUAUCGUUGACAAGGCCAAGGUUCCACCGAGUAAAGAACUGGAAUUUUGCACGGAAAAAAUCCACAAAAAUUUCUCAAAUUACUCGUCGUGGCACUAUCGAAGCAAACUUCUGCCCGUACUGUAUUCACACCAAACGGACAACACCCGACCAAUAAACGAAACGAUUCUAAAAGAUGAAUUAGAAAUGGUGCUCACCGCAGCAUUUACCGAUCCGAAUGAUAGCAGUGCUUGGUUCUAUCAACGCUGGUUGCUGGGCUAUUCGCAACCGGAACUGGACAUAGCCGCCUUUAAAAUCACCAAAACCAAUGCAAUCAUUUCGUUCUCGUUGCCGGUCGAUUUACGCAACAACAACUGCAGCUUGUCGUUGGACGUGACGACAAAAUUUGAAUUGAAAAAUUGGAAGCCAAUCAAUUCGACGAAUCAGUAUGACACGAUUUGGAUACUGCACGACACGUUCGAGCUGAACAACAACAGUGAAAGUGAAUUCGAGCUGGAUUUUACCGACGAGAGCGGCAAGUCACAUCAAUUGAAAGUCAGAAAAACGACCGGCGGACUGUUCGGUAUCAAGUUGCCGAGAUUCGAGUAUGAAUUUGAACCGAGCGUGUUGGAGGAGCUGCAAGGGCAAUUGAAGUCUUGUCAGGAAUUAUUGGAAUACGAGCCGGAUAGUAAAUGGACACUACUGACAGCUGCCCUACUGAUGCGAGCCAUCGACCGCAAGCAAUAUCACUCGGUAACAUUAGACCAUCUACAAAAGUUGAUUGCAGCCGACCCAUUGAGGACCGGUUACUAUCUAGACAUGAGCAACAAGUGGAAUAUCGAAUUCGAAUUGACCGCAUGGAUCCAAGCGGAACAUACCGAAGAUUUCAUAGACUUAAGCGGCAUCGAUCUCGUUUCGUUGUUUUACGAACAAUAUUUGUGUGCUGCCGAUCAGAUCAUACUGAAGCGGCAGUUACCGAAACGGGAACAGAAUUUGGUUAAGUUGAAAGCCUUUGAUUCGUGCAAUUGUAUCGUUAAAUUUCUGACAAUGGAAAAGUAGUUGGUGGCCGGUGGUUUGUGGAUAUUGGGUGGUUAUUGUGAUCGAGCUAAUUUUCUGUAUUUCCGUAAAAUAAAAUUAUUGGUGAGCUAAUGCUAA
Molecule: messenger RNA, 1696 nt
Organism: Bradysia coprophila
Lineage: Eukaryota; Metazoa; Arthropoda; Insecta; Diptera; Sciaridae
Gene: RabGGTa
Product: Rab geranylgeranyltransferase subunit alpha
Biological process (GO): protein geranylgeranylation
Cellular component (GO): Rab-protein geranylgeranyltransferase complex; cytoplasm
Molecular function (GO): Rab geranylgeranyltransferase activity
Source: RefSeq, a predicted model, not a curated record